This is a messenger RNA of Neoarius graeffei (lesser salmon catfish), 6092 nucleotides long. RefSeq names its product zinc finger, FYVE domain containing 16 (gene zfyve16). The record is from RefSeq and is a predicted model, not a curated record. Gene Ontology annotation, molecular function: metal ion binding. Gene Ontology annotation, cellular component: early endosome membrane. Gene Ontology annotation, biological process: endosomal transport. Lineage: Eukaryota; Metazoa; Chordata; Actinopteri; Siluriformes; Ariidae. The transcript has 18 exons. Bases 173 to 4429 code for a protein of 1418 amino acids.
CCGGCGGUGGAAAUGAAAUGGUCGCACUGUGGAAUUUAUGUGGAAUUAUUAAUAGGUUGCUUGGUCUUAAUACUGAAUUCUUUACAGAAACAAGCAGAGUAACUUCCCAAAGAACGAAGAUUGGGACUAUGAAGCAUUUUACGGGUUAAACAAAGCAUAUUCCUUCCCUAGGAUGGACAGUUACUUCAAAGCUGCUGUAUGUGACUUGGACAAACUCUUGGAUGAUUUUGAAUUAAACACAGAGGAGGCUGAGAGCACAUCUACAGCGUUCACAAAUUCUGCAUGCCAGGACCCAACCGUCUACUCCCAGUGCUUUAUACCUGAACCAUCCACGGUUUCACAAACUCUCCCUGAUGUUAAUUCCCUGCAUUAUGGUCCAACUGCACCUGUUAGUGCCCCUGACCAAAGAGAUCAAGAUACAAAAGGGAGGGUGUUAACUGGUGUUGACCUCCUAUCCUCUGUUGACAGCAGAGCUUCCAAAAGCUUGACUCCUCCUUGUCCAGAUAGAUCUUUGAAACCUAUAUGUGACCUUGUUAAUGAUACAGGGUCAGCUAGUCUCCCAAGCACAAACAGUCAUGAUGCCUUCAAAGAGCUAGAGGUUGCUGAGAAACAGCUUGAGGAGGAGCUGCUUGUCGAUUUUGAUAGUCCAGCUGUUUUCUAUCCAGAGAACAUACAGCCCGGCCAUGAUGACUUGCAGGGUCUGGAUGCUGGUGGCCAUUUUGAUGGUCCCUCAAACUGUUUUAGUUUGCUGGAUGUUAUAUUGCCUGCAGCUGUGGAGAGAACUGCCGACCCUCAGAAUAUUUCAAAUGACUUAGAGCCUUUAGAUAAUAAUAAUAAGGUUGAGGUGCCUCGAAGUAGCUGUCCAGAUGCGUCUAAUUCAUCUGAACUCCAGAGCAACUCCCAGUGCACUUUAGAACCUGAAAGAACCCCCAAUAGCCUGAUCUGUUCAAGUGCAACAGAGGAGGACACUGCAGCAAUUGCUGAUGUCGGUACAAGUCUACCUAAAGUACCAGAUAAGGAGCACUGUGUGGACAACGGUGAUCGGGAUCAUGAAAUUACGACAGGCAUUCCCACCAGCGAAAGAGAAGCUUCUCUAUCCUGCGUCCCCAUGACGGUAUCCAUGUGUGGAUCUCUUGUGGCUUCUUUAGAUCAGGAGACGAUGGGGAUUGAAACCAAAGACAGCACAGAAAUCCCUCCCUCUGAAUCUAAAGAGACCCCAGACGCUGAAAACUUGAUUGUUCCAUCUGCAGAAGUUGAGACGUCUCUAUGUCUUAGCCAGCCAGAUUCCUCACCUGAAGAUGACCCCGAACUGGUACAAAUAAUGUCAAACCCAGGAGGGCCAACAACUCUUAUGCCGACUUCUCUCUGUAACAGAAUGUUAGAAUGCAGAUUAUCUCUUUCAGAUAAUCUCAUGUCUAGAGACCUUCCUGAGAGUAGCCAAGCUCCCAGAAAUGCACAGAGCCCUGAUUACCCAAUAGAGUUUGAUUUUACCAGCGAUUACCUUCCUGAAAGUGAGCAAAAUAUGAUGAUGGUAACAGAUGAAGAACUAGAUGCUUAUCUAAUGGGUGAGUCACAGAGAAACAACUCUGAGCUUUCAGCUGAGAAAUUUGUGGACGAAGGCUUUUCAGAAUUUAACGGGGAUUUAGAGGGAGAGUUACGAACCUGCCCAGUUGAUUCAUUUGCCUCACCUGAAAGUGACCGGUCUCUUCGCUUUUUAGACGAGAGCGAAGGUUCUAAUGUUUCUUCCUCAUCUCAGGAGAGUAGUCCCUUGAAACCGGAUACCACACAAACAGAUAACAUGGAAAACGCGCCGAGUUUGACUGAGAUUCAGUCGGUCUGCAAUGCAAACCAGUCGCCAUGUUACGGUGGAGCCCGACCAAAGCAGCUGUCCAGCCAAAAUGUAAGACCGUUUCUACCACAAGAUGGACAAAAUAGCCAAUCUGAGGAGAAUGUAUCAAAUUCCGAGGAGGAGAAUAUCUCUCCUGUAACUCCCGUUGUGAGACAGGUUUCUAACCAUGCUGACAGUAACUCUGAAACGUCCAGUCAUAGUGACAACUGUGAUCACAUUUAUGGCCAUGAAGAGCUUUCGGAGCCACCUCCUUACCCAGGAGAGACUUCUGGAGAAGCAGUCGAUCAGUCAGGAACAGAGGAUAGAGGCCUUGGUUGGAGGCAGCCACCCUGGGUCCCUGAUUCUGAGGCACCUAACUGCAUGAAAUGUGGGCAAAAGUUCACCUUUACCAAGCGGAGACAUCACUGCAGAGCAUGUGGAAAAGUAUAUUGUGCCAUUUGCUGCAACCGUAAAUGCAAGCUGAAAUACAUGGAGAAAGAUGCCAGAGUUUGUGUGGUCUGCUAUGAAACUAUACAAAGAGCUCAGGCCCUUGAGAGAAUGAUGAGCCCUACCGGGCCUAGUCCGAAUCCUAACAUCCCAUCUGAGUACUGCUCGACGAUUCCUCCCAUGCAGCAGGCUCAAGCAGCAGGCACCCUCAACUCCCCACCCCCCACCGUCAUGGUCCCAGUCUCGGUUCUCAAGCAUCCUGGUAAUGAUGGAUUCCCAAGAGAACAGAAGCACGUCUGGUUUGCUGAUGGAAUACUGCCUAAUGGCGAGGUGGCAGAUACCACUAGGCUUUCCAUAAAGCCACGGCGAUCCUCUCAGGACUCCAGCCCAGUUACACCAGACCCUCCAACGCCAAUUAACAAAUUCCCAGAAGGAAAUGAAGGGUCAGCACACACCUCUGAGACUGGUUCAGAGGCACCAAAGAAGGCAGUCAGUGGGCCCUGGGACUAUGUGUUACUCUGUGGCCUGGGUAGCUGUGUGCAGCGGGCUCCAAGUCUCCUGCCCAAGGAUGACGAUGGUCUACCACCACUGCUCAUCACCACAGGAGAGGAAGAUGGAGAGGAUUUGUUAGUGGAGGAGCGUCCUGCUGCCUGUCAGAUUAUGCUGCUGUUAGAGGAAGGAGGUCCGAGACCUUUGACGUUUGUGCUCAACGCCAACCUCUUGAUCAAUGUCAAGCUCACUGCAUACUGUGGGCGGAAGUGCUGGUGUUUGAGCUCUAACGGUCUUCAGGGAGUCGGUCAGAGAGAACUGGCUUUCGUUAUUGAGCGUCUCCCGGAGGAGAACAGUCUGCCUAGAGACAUCUUCAGUCUUUACAUAAACGUAUACCAAGACGCCCAGAAGGGGAAAUAUAUCAAGGAGCUUGGCAAUGUGACGUUUGCAGACAGUUUACUGGGCAGUAAGGAACAUGGUGGCUUCCUCUUUCUCUCUCCAAGCUUUCAGCCGCUGGAGGAUCUUGGCCUGCCUCACAGCUCCUUCCUGUUUGGGAUCCUCAUUCAUAAAUUGGAGGUACCCUGGGCAAAAGUGUUCCCCCUCCGCUUAGUACUCAGUAUGGGAGCAGAAUGUAAUGUGUAUCCCUGUCCUUUGGUUAGUGUCCGGUUCCGAGAAUCUGUCUUCAGAGAGACGGGACAUACCAUCAUGAACCUACUUGCGGACCUGAGGAACUACCAGUACAGUGUGCCUGUAGUCGACAGCCUGAGGAUCCACAUGGAACUGGGCAACAGCUAUAUUGACAUACCCAAGUCAAAGUUUAACGAGAUGCUGAAAGUUGUGAAUUCUUCCAAUGAGCAUGUAAUAAGCGUUGGGGCUUGCUUCAGUACUGAAGCAGACUCACACUUGAUAUGUGUUCAAAAUGAAGACGGAAGUUACCAAACACAAGCCAAUAGCAUUCAGGGAAAGACCAGAAGAGUAACCGGAGCAAGCUUUGUGGUUUUUAAUGGUGCUUUGAAGGCCUCUUCAGGAUAUAUUGCCAAAUCUAGCAUUGUUGAAGACGGGUUAAUGGUGCAAAUCCCACCAGAGACAAUGGAAGCUCUGCGCCAGGCCCUAAGGGAUCAGACAGACUUCAGAAUCACCUGUGGAAAAACUGACACAGCACCAGAGGACAGAGAAAACAUCAACGUACGCUGGGUGGACUGGACGUCUCCCGUCAAUAUAGGCAUCAUCAGCCCCAUAGAUGGCAAGUCUCUAGAGGGCGUGCCCAGUAUCCACAUGCAGCAGGACUCAGAGUUUGAGAUGGACGGGCGGACUAUCAAGUGCACCGAGGUCUUUUACCUUCUGAAGACCCCAGACUGCUCCCACUCUGCUGUUCUCUCCUCUUGCUCUCAGUUCCAGAGAGAGAUCGCCACUGCCAGCUGUGCAGCGCUGUGUCCUCACCUCUCUGUCCUCAUUGCAAAUGGAAUUAACCAUCUUGCACUUCGGGUCUCUACUGAUACUGACAUGGUUGAAUACCAGGCCGGCUCAGGCGGAAAUCUUCUGCCUCAGAAAUAUAUGAAUGAGUUAGAUGGGGCACUGAUACCCGUUAUUCACGGUGGAAGCUCCUGCGUCCCACACCAAGCCAUGGACGUGGAGCUGUUCUUCUAUAUUACACAGACCCUUUGAGUGUGACGCCGGAGAGCAGCAGAGCCCUCCACUGACAAGGAUGUUGUCCUUCCUUUAUACCAAUUAAAAGCUGGACAAACAGCCAAAAUGAGCAGACAUGGUAAACUCUGACGAGGUAUGGAAAGUGAGCAACUUUUGCAAACGAGCUGUAAUUGAUCUCAGAGUUCAUGAAAGUUCAGAAAAAUGACAUUAGAUUUUAAUUUGUCUGUACUGGAUGCAGUUUGUUAAUGUGUUAUGGACACAAAAUUAAUAGUAUUUUCUAUGAGAUUAGAAAGAAUGAGAGGCACUGUAUUCUUUAAUCAGAAGGAUUUUUGAGACAGUAAAUUUUGAAUUUUCAGUAUUUUUUUUUUCUUCAUUGGUACAUUCUUGGUGUUACUCUUGGAAGAAGCUUCAUUUCAUCCCAUGUUCUGUAUGAAGAACAUUCAUUAUUUUCUUUAACUGCAACAGGUGAUCCUUCCUUUAAUACACAAGGGUUAUUGAGCUCUUCAAUUUUUUUUUUUUCCAAAAUUUGUACAUGGAGUCAUUUCUCAGUUCUGUUAAGCUUGUAUUAAGCUUGAAGACUAUUUUUGCAAUAGUUACACAUGUUAAAUAAAGAUUAUAUUUUUGAUAGGCCAUUAUGUUAGUUUUACAGUCUCAUUGCAAAAGAGCUGAUUUUGAACUGGCAUCCUAUGAGGACCAUAACUGUCAUACUCAUCCAUUACACAUUACAUUGAUAAUGACGAUGAUGAUGAUAAUAAUGUGAAAUGUAAAACUGCAUAAUUAGCUCAGUUAGAAAUAUCUUUUUGCCCCUAUUCUAUUGCAGAAGGAUUAUAUUUAAAAGCAGACGAAUUAAAAUGGAAUAAAGUUUUUAAAACCAACUCCAUACCUUAACACUACAAACCGUGAAUGUUUUAAAUUUACUGACCUAUUAUUUUUAAUAAAGUCUGUUUUAAUAUAAAUUGUUUUUAGUGACCUAUGUAUUUGACUUGAGUCAUAUCAAUUCAAGUGACAAAUAAUGUAGCGCUCACAAAUCCUCUGGUCUGAUCUUUUAAGACUUUGCUGACUUUAUAAUAGAGACACAUUUUGCUUUUUUUUUUUUUGUCCCAACAUCACAGUAUUACCAUAUUUCUCCACUGUAUAGUUCAUGAGAAAGAACUGCUGACCAUUACCGAUGACAAGUUUUAAAGGGGAGGAGAACACUAUAGCAUUUUAAUAAAUGAAACAAUAUAUUACACCUUAUUUGCAUUAGAAAAUGAAUGAAACAAGACGACACCAAUAUUAUUUGUGGGAAACUUUGGCAUUUUUUUUAAAUAUGUGUUUCAUUUUCUGCCAAUUUCUGUGGCUUACAGUGAAAAGAGAAUCAUUUGCAUUAUGAGAAGUCAUUGAGCUAAUUUAUUGAGUGCAGAGAAAGGACAUGUUCUUGAAAACCAGCAUAAAAUGAAGUUCUUGGAUGCCAGCCAUCAACAGGUUCCAAAAUACAGAAUAUGCACUUUCAUAACAUGAACCUAAUGACCAAGAAGUGAUUGUAUGUUCUUAUUAAACUUCAUGUAAUGUGUAUACUGCAUCUUCAGUUUGUGAUUUUUGCCUGAAGAUGAUUGUGAUUAGACGGUGUAUAAUUCUACAUCAUACUUUCUAUGAACUGUCUCUCUUCAUGAAACCAUAUAAAAGAGCCUGCCAAAUUAAA